CUAAAGAGAAGGAAUGUCUCUCACUCUCUCAUGCUCUCCCCUCUCCCAAGCACAUCUGAGCUGCUGCCUGGACUUCACGCUCAGUCCCAAACCCAUGAAAAAUUGCCAAGUAUAAAAGCUUCUCAAGAAUCAGAUGGAUUCUGGGGUGUCUCCACCUGAGAAGCAGGAAAAAGAGAAAUUCGUGGGUGUCAACAAUAAACGGCUUGGCGUCUGUGGCUGGAUCCUGUUUUCCCUCUCUUUCCUGUUGGUGAUCAUUACCUUCCCCAUCUCUAUAUGGAUGUGCUUGAAGAUCAUUAAGGAGUAUGAACGCGCUGUUGUAUUCCGUCUGGGACGCAUCCAAGCUGACAAAUCCAACAGACCAGGUUUGAUCCUGCUUCUGCCAUGCAUAGAUGUGUUCGUCAGAGUUGACCUCCGAACAGUGACCUGCAACAUUCCCCCACAAGAGAUCCUCACCAGAGACUCCGUGACUAUUCAGGUGGAUGGAGUUGUCUAUUACAGAAUCUACAGUGCUGUCUCGGCAGUGGCCAAUGUCAAUGAUGUCCAUCAAGCCACAUUUCUGCUGGCUCAAACCACUCUGAGAAACGUCUUAGGGACACAGACCUUGUCCCAGAUCUUGGCUGGACGAGAAGAGAUUACCCAUAGCAUCCAGACUUUACUUGAUGAUGCCACUGAGCUGUGGGGCAUCCGGGUUGCCCGAGUGGAAAUCAAAGAUGUUCGGAUUCCCGUGCAGUUGCAGAGGUCCAUGGCUGCCGAGGCUGAGGCCACGCGGGAGGCCAGGGCCAAGGUCCUUGCAGCUGAAGGAGAAAUGAACGCUUCCAAAUACCUGAAGUCAGCCUCCAUGGUGCUGGCCGAGUCUCCCAUCGCUCUCCAGCUGCGUUACCUGCAGACCUUGAGCACCGUAGCCACCGAGAAGAAUUCUACGAUUGUGUUUCCUCUGCCCAUGAAUAUACUAGAUGGCAUUGGUGGUGCCAGCUAUGAUAACCACAAGACGCUUCCAAAUAAAGCCUGAGGUCCUCUUGUGGUAGCCAGUUACUGCAUAGAAAGUGGUAUCUAUUCCUAUGGAGAAGCCAGCAGUUAGAACCGGUGAGAAUUCCAACACUAUUCAUGUCACAGUAACUCCACAGAUGGAGGAGCAUUGGCAGGAAAAAGCUCUAGAGACAAUACAGAGAAAAAGUAAAGCAAAAACGAGAGCUGUAUAUUACUUUUACUUUUAGGACCAUAAUCAACGUUGUCAUAUUCUUAUGUAAUUAAUUAGUGAUGGUCUCUGACUUUAUAGUAGGAACUUUCUGGUAGUAUGAGAAGAAAUCAUUGGGUGACUGUGACUGAUGUUUCAGAAUUACUUUUUUUUAUUUUUGAGACGGAGUUUCGCUCUUGUUACCCAGGCUGGAGUGCAAUGGUGCGAUCUCGGCUCACCACAACCUCUGCCUCCUGGGUUCAGGCAAUUCUCCUGCCUCAGCCUCCUGAGUAGCUGGGAUUACAGGCGCGCGCCACCAUGCCCAGCUAAUUUUUGUAUUUUUAGUAGAGACGGGGUUUCACCAUGUUGACCAGGAUGGUCUGUAUCUCUUGACCUCGUGAUCCACCCGCCUUGGCCUCCCAAAGUGCUGGGAUUAUAGGCGUGAGCCACCGCGCCCGGCCCCAGAAUUACUUUUUAAUUGUUUUUAAGAAGCACUCCCGAUCAUUUAUAAAGUAACAUAGGCCUCAUAUUUACACUAUGUAUUUGCUUUAUAAUUCCAAAGUCGUUACUGGCUAAAUCUCCAGUGAUUGCAAUCAAACCCCACAAUGCUGAAAACAGAGAUUGAUUUUGAUGUUAAGAACAAAAGAAGUACGGAAACCACCAGGCUCAAACACGUCCCCAGUGCCACAAGGCAAACCACACUCAGCGCACAGUCCAGGUCUUUUGCUGCAUGUCCUGCCGGCACCAUGGUCAGAGAGUGGGACCCGACACACGAAAGUGACCAGCUCCUGUCAGCUUACUUGCUUACAAGGGAGACUGCUUGGAGGUUGCGGUAGUUGGAACCACUGAGGAGCAUCACCCUGGGGAUUUCAUGUUUUCAGCCUGUUCUUAGUCCCGGGAGCCCCAGGUAAUCGAGAAUUGUUUGUGGACUCUAUCCUCAUCCUCUCCCCACCUACCAAACAACCUCUUAAAAAUAAAGAAGGCAUAGAAUAUAAAUGAA
Callithrix jacchus (white-tufted-ear marmoset) is the source of this 2174-nucleotide messenger RNA. RefSeq names its product stomatin like 3 (gene STOML3). Gene Ontology annotation, cellular component: plasma membrane. The record is from RefSeq and is a predicted model, not a curated record. NCBI's taxonomy places the organism in Eukaryota, Metazoa, Chordata, Mammalia, Primates, Cebidae.